ACACACACACACACACACACACACACACACACACACACACACACACACACACACACACACAGAGACACUGAUAGGAGGAGUUGCCUAGAACACUAUGUUGGAGUGUGGAUCACUUGGUGGCUGACCUGGUCCUCAAGAGACUAGAUCCACUUCUGGACAUUGCAUUAACUCUGCCAUCCAUCCAUCCAUCUUUCUCCAGUUGUCAGCUAUGCUUUCCUUCGCCACCCUCACCCUCCGUCUAGGGUCCACGGGAUGCAGAGGAGGCAGGCGCAACCUGGCGAUAGUUGUCUCGGGCAACAAGACGUCUCAGCUGGUGAGGGAAAAGUUGAAAGAGGACUUGGACAAGAUGAGGGGCCAGUUCCCUGGCUUCCGGCCAGGUCUGGUAGUGUUGCAGGUGGGUGACAGAGAGGAUUCUAACCUCUACAUUAGCAUGAAGCUAAAAGCCGCAGCUGAGAUUGGAAUCAAUGCCAACCAUGUCAGACUGCCAAAGACUGCAACAGAGGAUGAGGUCCUCCGUAGAAUUGAAGAGGUCAAUGAGAACCUAGAGGUUCACGGCCUCAUUGUCCAGCUGCCCCUGGACUCUAUCAACCCCAUGGACACAGAGAAGGUGACUAAUGCCGUGGCCCCAGAAAAGGAUGUGGAUGGGCUGACCAGUAUCAACGCGGGGAAGCUCUCUCGGGGGGACCUGGGGGACUGUUUCAUCCCCUGUACUCCUAAAGGCUGCAUGAAGCUCAUUAGUCAGACAGGCAUGUCAGUGGCGGGGAAGAACGCUGUGGUGAUUGGCCGUAGCAAGAUUGUGGGAGCGCCUAUGCACGACCUGCUUCUAUGGAGCCAUGCCACCGUGACCACCUGUCAUUCCAAAACGACUGACCUGGCUGCACAAGUAGGAAGGGCAGACAUAUUGGUGGUGGGUGCAGGCAAGGCGGAGAUGGUGAAAGGCGAGUGGUUGAAGGAGGGCGCUGUGGUUAUCGACUGUGGCAUCAACCACAUCCCAGAUGACAGCAAAGCCAAUGGGAUGCGAGUGGUGGGGGACGUGCAUUACCCCUCUGCCAAGGAGAAGGCUGGGUUUAUUACCCCUGUGCCCGGGGGAGUGGGACCAAUGACCGUUGCUAUGCUCAUGGAGAACACUGUCCAGAGUGCAAAGCGCUUUCUCAAGACGUACCAGCCAGGAAAGUGGAACAUUUCCUACACCAAGCUAAAGCCACAGAAACCUCAACCCAGUGACACCGCGAUCGCACACUCCUUCACGCCAAAGACAAUUGGCCGUCUGGCCCGGGAGGUUGGCCUCUUCUCAGAGGAGGUGGAGCCCUACGGGACGACCCGAGCCAAAGUUCGUCUGGAGGCCUUGAACCGCCUCAAGACACAGCCUGAUGGGAAAUAUUUGGUGGUCACAGGGAUCACACCCACGCCACUGGGUGAGGGAACGACAACCACCACGCUGGGGUUGGCACAGGCCCUAGGGGCACACCUUCAUGUCAACAGUUUUGCCUGUGUGCGCCAACCCAGCCGGGGCUCAAACUUUGGGGUCAAAGGGGGUGCUGUUGGAGGUGGUUAUUCCCAGGUCAUUCCUAUGGAAGAGGUCAGUCUCCACCUCAGCAGUGACACACAAGCUGUCAUGGCAGCCAGUAGCCUGGUGGUGGACACCAUCAAUGCACGUGUGUUAUCCGAGUCAACACAGUCAGAUAAGGCUCUCUUUGAUUGGCUGGUGCCACUGAGGGACGGUCACAGGAAGUUCUCCCUGUCCCAACUCAAUAGGCUGAAGAGACUGGGUAUAGAGAAACCAGAAACCCUGAAACCAGAGGAGAUAUACAGAUUUAUCCGUUUGGACAUUGAUCCAGAGACCAAGACGCUGAGUGGAUCUGUGGCCAGUGAGAUGAUGGCUGUGCUGGCCCUCAGUACCAGUCUGGGAGACAUGACGCGCCGCCUGGCCAGGAUGGUGGUGGCCUACAGCCGCAAGGGGAAGCCAGUCACAACAGAGGACCUGGGUAUUAGUGGAGUGUUGGCCACGUUGAUGAGAGAUGCUGUGAAGCCCAGUCUAAUGCAGACCAUGGAGGGGACACCUGUGUUUGUUCACACCUGUCCAUUGUCAGAUAUUGCCCAGGGCAACUCGUCCAUCCUGGCUGACCAGAUCGCCUUAAAGCUGGUGGGCCCAGAGGGGUUUGUGGUCACCGAGGCAGAAGGAGGUGCUGAAUUAGGCAUGGAGAAGUUCUUCGACAUCAAGUGUCGCUCUUCGGGCCUGCAUCCUGACGUGGUGGUGAUGGUGGCUUCGGUUCCUGCCCUGAAGAUGCAUGGGGGUGGACCUGCGGUCACGGCAGGUUCAGCCAUGCCGAAGGAGUACUCAGCGGAGAACCUGACGUUACUGGAAAAUGGCUGCAACCACUUGAAGAGGCAGCUGGAGAAUGCCCGGGCCUUUGGCUUACCUGUUGUUGUAGCCAUCAACACCUUCAGCACCGACACCGAUGCAGAGUUGGGCCUGGUCUGUGAACAGGCUAAACUGGCAGGGGCCUUGGAGGCGGUGCCAUGCUCACACUGGGCUGAAGGGGGUGCCGGAGCGGUGGCGCUGGGUCAGGCGGUACAGAGGGCAGCUGAGACACCACACCAGAUGAACUUCCUGUAUGACCUGGAGAUGCCCAUUGACGACAAAAUCAGAGCAAUAGCCAAGUCAAUGUACGGAGCGGAUGAUGUGGAGCUCCUUCCUCAGGCCCAACAGAAGGUGGCGCUGUUCUCAAAACAAGGCUUGGGCAACCUGCCCAUCUGCAUGUCAAAGACCCACCUGUCCCUGUCCCACGACCCAGAGAGGAAAGGGGUGCCCACCGGCUUUACCUUGCCCAUCAGGGACAUCCAUGCCAAUUUGGGUGCUGGUUUUCUCUACACCUUGGUUGGCACGACGAGUGUACCACCCCAAUCUCCAGCCUUCUCCUGUUUCCAUGACAACGACUUCAGCACCGAGAGCAAAUAGUCCCUGCCUCCUCUCGGGAAAAAGGGUUCCAAAAGGAUUAUCUUGCUAUUGUUGCUUUAUCUUGCUAUUGUACCGUUUUUUGUUCUAUGUACAACCGUCGGGUUCCAUGAACCGAACAGGGUUUUACCUGCAACCCAAAAUAAUGAUCCAAAGGGUUAUCCUAUGGGGACAGCCAAAUAACCCUUUUAGGUUCUAGAAAGCCCCUCAUUUUCUAAGAGUGUACCACCAUUCCUUUUUUCCACUUCACUUCUCUCCCUCCCCUGCAUUUCUCUCCCAUCCCUUCCUCUCUUGCCUGUCUCUUUAGCCUCUCUUUUCUCUCUCUCUCAUCUCCUCUUUUCCAUCCGUCCUUCUCCCACCCUCCUUAAUCCUUUUCUUUCUAUGUGCUUUUCUCAAAGAGUUGGACGUCAUUCAUCUCAAGAGCAGUGAAGACCUCUGUCCCCUCCAACUACUGUCAGCAACAGUCAACCACAGUGCAACAGGCAAGCCAGUGAUCAAACCAUUGAGAACUGCAAUAGAACCAAAGCAAUGUUCUUCAACCCUGGUCCCGGGGAACCCACAGGGUGUGCAGGCGUCAGGCGAGUUUGCUAGUGCUGGGCUGGAACAAAAGGCUACACACGCUGCGGUUGAAGAACACUGCCUCUACACACAGUACCAUUAUCAACCACACACUCAGUAAAUCAGCUAGCUACCAUUCUUUUUAGAUAUACUGUAACAACCCCUUUCAUUAAAUGUGGACCAAACAAGGAGAACAAAAUGAAGAUAAAAAGACAUAAGAGAAGAAAAAAGGCAAUAUGCUCCAUCUCACACCUGCUCUCCACUCCCUGUUGGACCACGUUCGUUGGACUCUCUCUCUCUCUCCUCAAUUAACUAAAUUAACUCAAUUAACUCAAUUAAAUUUAAGGGCUUUAUUGGCAUGGGAAACAUAUGUUAACAUUGCCAAAGCAAGCGAAGUAGAUAAAACAAGUGAAAUUAACACAUUAAUAGUAAACAUUACUCACAAAAGUUCCAAAAGAAUAAAGACAUGUCAAAUGUCAUAUCAUGUGCAAAUAGUUAAAGUACGAAAGGGAAAAUAAAUAAACAUACAAAU
Molecule: messenger RNA, 4046 nt
Organism: Salvelinus namaycush (lake trout)
Lineage: Eukaryota; Metazoa; Chordata; Actinopteri; Salmoniformes; Salmonidae
Product: C-1-tetrahydrofolate synthase, cytoplasmic-like
Exons: 28
Coding region: 209-2959 (916 amino acids)
Biological process (GO): tetrahydrofolate interconversion
Cellular component (GO): cytosol
Molecular function (GO): ATP binding; methylenetetrahydrofolate dehydrogenase (NADP+) activity; formate-tetrahydrofolate ligase activity
Source: RefSeq, a predicted model, not a curated record